AAUGGCGACUUCCAUGCAAAUUUGUAAUUUAUCCAAUAAUUUAGAAGAAUUUUUGCAAUCCGAAUACAGUGCAUGUAUGUUUUGCCAGGGUUUUUAUGGUAAAAGUUUUGGGCAGCCUGUGUGUAGCACAUGUCACUUGUUUUUGUUCUCAUCGGACAUCAACAGAGAUGAAGGUGAAGAGGAUAUCUACACUGAGAAAGCGGAUUCCGGAGACAGUGGUAAUGAGGAGCCAGAAAUGGCGCAAGAUUUCUGUGAUCACAAUCCCCUCCCAACCAGUUCAACGCCUGUGCGAGCCUCGCAAGUGUCACACAAGAUGGACAAGUUAGCUGAAAGGAUUGGUAUGCUGACGUUACCGCGGGAAAGAGAUCAUGUGCCCGAGGGACUGGUGGACUCUUUACCACCUGAAGUUUUAUUGGUAGUGUUCAAGUAUCUGGACGACAUUUCAUUAUGGACAGCAGGAAUGGUUUGUCCUAGGUGGCAGCAGCUCUUACAAGGGGAGACAAAUGAUUCAAAAUGGCGGGAAUUUACAAAACUUAGAUGGCCACUUUUUAAUCCACAUUAUAAAGUAAAGAAAUGGAAAACCAUUUAUACAAAAUUGUUGGAAAGCUCACCUUGUAGACACUGUCUGGAAAGCAUGAUGUUACAGAGUACACCACCUAUAGAAGAGAAUUCAUGGAGACAUAGGCGACUAAGGAGUGAACUUAAAACCCUCAAGUCUGAUCCUCCAGAAGGUAUACGAGCUGAACCUCUUGACCGGCACUGUUGCCACUGGCAGGCUUCUAUCACAGGACCACAAGGGAGUCCGUAUGAGGGUGGCUUGUUCCUGUUGUAUUUACAAAUUCCAGACAGUUAUCCAAUGAGACCCCCAAAGGUUCAGUUUAUAACAAAGAUAUUUCAUCCUAACAUAAGUCGUCAUGGAGAUGUGGGCUUAGAUUCUAUUCACUAUAACUGGAGCCUGGCUCUAACUAUAUCUAAAGUUCUAAUAAGUAUCCAGUCUUUAUUAACAGACCCAUAUUGUGAUGUGUGCAUGGAACCAGCUAUUGGUUCCUUAUACAGUAAAAAUAGACAAGAGUUUGAUAGAAUAUCAAGAUUAUGGACGUGGAAGUACGCAAUGCACGAUUUUCUCAUGCCAAUGGAAAUAGAUCUGAAUGGAUUAUAGCAUUAAAUGAAACGAUGCUGGAGAGGU
Ruditapes philippinarum (Manila clam) is the source of this 1186-nucleotide messenger RNA. RefSeq lists its product as uncharacterized. The record is from RefSeq and is a predicted model, not a curated record. The coding region runs from base 2 to 1159 and encodes 385 amino acids. Gene Ontology annotation, molecular function: protein binding. The transcript has 7 exons. NCBI's taxonomy places the organism in Eukaryota, Metazoa, Mollusca, Bivalvia, Venerida, Veneridae.